This is a messenger RNA of Dichomitus squalens LYAD-421 SS1, 489 nucleotides long. RefSeq lists its product as uncharacterized. NCBI's taxonomy places the organism in Eukaryota, Fungi, Basidiomycota, Agaricomycetes, Polyporales, Polyporaceae. The record is from RefSeq and is a predicted model, not a curated record. Bases 101 to 412 code for a protein of 103 amino acids. The transcript has a single exon.
GUUGGUCUCCCGCUCGACGCUGCAAGAUCCACAGACGCUCGGAGGCGGGGGGCGGUGCGCGGUAUAUACGUACGAACCAACAGCUAGGGGGGCACGUUGCAUGCUCGCGGACUUUGUAAGUCGCACAGAACCGAUCGGCGCGCGGGGGCAGCGCAAACGCACUAUGCCCGGUCUGGAUUGUUCAAUCAAAGCCACGAACGAUGCUGCCGGCGGAUCGGGGGCUACUGGUGGUGGCGACGGAGAUGGCACGGUGUGUGUAGGGAGAGACUCGGCCGCAGCAGCCGCGGGCGGCCUAUGCAGUGGCUACCAGUCGCCGCCGCCGCCGCCAUGGGGGGGGAGUCAUGGUAUGCAUCAGCGCGUUGUGCACAGCGGUCGUGUCGUCGCGAGAUCGUUGGCCAGUGUGCAAGUGUAGAGACUGAAGCGAGAGGACCCUGGACGAUGACACCGCCGCAUCGCCACGCGAGCGGGCCUGACGCGCGUCGCCGCACG